UUCUGGGAAAAUUUGCGGAAGAGUAGAACCCCGGCAAGAACCCAUCCAAGAAUAUGGAAAAUACGACGAGAAAAUUGAGCCCGGGUUAGUGUGAAAAGUGGAAAAUAGUGACCUAAAGUGAUUAACAGAAAACCGCAAAAGGUGGAAACAAUUAGCAAAAUGAGAUCGGACUUAACGGACGACCGGAAUAUCCUGCAAAUUGCUGCAGCCGAAAUAGCCGAAUCUUCCGACACGAGUGGAUUCUUCGAGGUGAACAGCAACGGCUCCAACGGGCAAAAUGGUCACCGAUCGGAUGAUUUGCUACAGCUUCCAACCGAAUACCUGGUCAAUCCGAGGCCCACUUCCAGACCAAAGCGCACCGCUAGGCGACUACAAACGCAGGAGUCCGCCCUCGAUCCGGAUAUGAGCGACUCGAGUUCGCAGAGUGACGACACCAGCUGUGGCAGCAGCCGCAACGGAAGCCGCGGAGGCAGCAGCGGUAGCCGUCACGUUUCUUCGCAUUCCAGCCAUCUGCAAACCGCGGCAGCCGCACGACGCCGAAAAGGCGUCCUCAAUGCCAAGGAACGCAACCUACGGCGGCUCGAGUCCAACGAGCGGGAACGGAUGAGAAUGCACAGCCUCAAUGACGCAUUUCAGUCAUUAAGAGAAGUCAUACCCCACGUCAAGAAAGAACGUCGCCUGUCCAAGAUAGAAACGCUAACCCUGGCCAAGAACUACAUUACCGCCCUCACCGACGUUAUCAUCGUGAUGCGUGGCGAAGGGGAGGCCUCCGGAGGCGGCACCUCUUCGAUGGUCGUUACAGCGAAUGCAGUAGCAGCAAUUUCUACGACAAAUGGAAUGCCAAACGUACUGCAGAGCAACUGCAUCCUGAAAACAGAAGCCGAUCUUCGGCAUCAGCAGCAACAACAGCAACUGCAUCCUGAUCAGAUUUCGUCCAAUAUAUCUAUACUUGACGGGCUGAACAACGCAAUCAGUCCGCAUCAGCUUCUCACCCACAAUCAUCAGCACCACAAUGGUAGUAAUAACAACAAUACUACCAGUCACCACAAUCCCAGCAACAACAACAACAACAACAACAUCAACAUCGUGGACUUCAACAGCAUUGGUAGCACUAGCAGUAGCAGUAGCAGCAGCUGCAAUGGCAGCACCAACGGUAACAACAGCAACAAUAACAAUAACAACAACAAUAACAACAAUAACAGCAGCAACAAUGCAAGUAGUAUAGACAUUGAUAACAGCUUCUACGAGGAUCCAUUUCAAAUGAUGUAAUCACCCACU
Messenger RNA from Ochlerotatus camptorhynchus, 1278 nucleotides. It is a transcript of the gene dimm, whose product is annotated as dimmed. The coding region runs from base 160 to 1269 and encodes 369 amino acids. Gene Ontology annotation, biological process: axon development; sensory organ development; positive regulation of transcription by RNA polymerase II. Gene Ontology annotation, cellular component: nucleus. Lineage: Eukaryota; Metazoa; Arthropoda; Insecta; Diptera; Culicidae. The record is from RefSeq and is a predicted model, not a curated record. The transcript has 3 exons. Gene Ontology annotation, molecular function: protein dimerization activity; DNA-binding transcription factor activity, RNA polymerase II-specific; E-box binding.